Molecule: messenger RNA, 702 nt
Organism: Theobroma umbraticum
Lineage: Eukaryota; Viridiplantae; Streptophyta; Magnoliopsida; Malvales; Malvaceae
Source: RefSeq, a predicted model, not a curated record
AUGUCUCAUAAAGCCCGAGAGAAAAGUAAAGAAGGAGAUAGAGAUCCAAGUGGCUUGGCAUUGGUAACUAAGGACUGUCCUACAAAAGGGGAUGAAAGUAAUGAGAACAAAGGUGAGUGUGUUUUCAUUGCUGAAGGUGAUGAUUAUGAUGUCCUUAUAAUAUCAGAAAAUAUAGAUGCAAAUUUUGAUUGGUAUUUAGAUUUUGCUUCUGCCACUCAUAUAUGUUAUCAAAAAGAUUAUUUUGAUUUUUUUCAAGAAGGGGUGACUGGGAAUUUGGCUUUAGGUAAUAAGUCAAUAGUGAAAGUCAUAGAUCUUGGAGUAGUAAAAAUCAAAAUGUUUGAUAGGAUCGUGCGCUCUUUGGGUGGUGUGGCCUAUGUCUCAAAGAUGCGUAAUAAUCUAACACCAUUGAGCCUAUUAGACUCUAAAGGGUAUGGAUAUUUUGCUUAUGAUGGAGUGGUAAAAGUCACACAAGGUGACAUGGUCCUGAUGAAGGAAAAUUUGUAUAAUGACUUAUAUCAUCUAGAAUGUGAAGCCUCGAAGGGAUGGGAACAGUGCAUAGGAGAUGAUAGCUACCAAAGUGAGAUUUCAUUUGCUGAGGAGGUGAUAAAAGGUUCCCAUGGUGUAAACGAUGGUGAAAGGACGAAAAAUCUUGCCAAUGGUGAAUUGGAAAGGUCGUUGAGGUCUCUUUUCAAAGUCAAUUAG